AUGGAACCUUUUCAGCGGGAUGCCCAGCCGGCAGCCUCCUCGCUUACCUCCAACGGGGAGGAGUCUCCUUCACCCGUAAAGCCAACGCCGGCCCCCAAGGCCGGCAGAAAAUUGCCAGGAUGGCUAGAUCACUUCAAUGCCCGCGAUCUUAAAAUGCUGUUCCGUUGUUCACUAGCUGCGUGGGUGGCGCUGCUUUUGGUCUUCAUCAUGCCGUCCCUAAGCGUCAUCGGCACCGCGACAUUUUUCGCAGCUCUAGUUCUUUUUAUGGUGCCUCCGACCGGCAUUGUUUUCAUUUUCCUUCUAGGAACUCUGACCCUGAUCAUUGGUAUGGCCUUGGGCUGGGGCUGGGGUGUCGUCGUCACGAUAGCAGCUAGGGCAGCCAGGCCGGCGGCCGAGACCCAAGCCAGGAUUCAAGCCCUUGGGCAGGCCGCAUACAGCCAGGCCAAUGCCACCGGACGACCAGUGGCAGCUAUCCAGCAAGAGCUUGUCUACACCGGCUGGAUGCUUGACUCUCGUGUCACGGCUGUCUAUUACUGUCUUAUAUGUUUAUUCAUCUAUUUAAUCUCUCGUCUUCGGGCUUCGAACCCCAAAUUCAUUUUAAUGCAGAUAUUCGCAAUCAUAAUCAUCGAUGUUACUCUGACUAUUGGCCCGCUGCUUCCAUCAUUCAGCGGUACUAUCCCCAAGGUUUUGAUUGAACCUGCCGCUAUUGGAAUUGGAUUGGGGCUGGUUUCCCAUUUCAUCUUCUUCCCCCGGUCCACCUCCCAUGUUGUGCUUGGUGGCAUGGAGGAACUGGUGCGGUUACUCAAAGGACCUCUGGAUGCCACGGAGAAUAGUCUUCUGAAAAGGGAAGACUUAGCUAUGGCAGAUUUACAAAAAAUCAAGGUGAAGGCCAUUGCUAGUUACAAGGACCUCAAGCCGGCACUCAGUUUUUUGCCGUUGGACUUUUCCGUCGGUUGGUGGGGUGCUGACGACGUCAAAAGUAUGAAAAAGCCAAUUCGCCAGGCUUUGAUAAAUAGUUUGUCCCUUUUGGAAGUUCACAUCGCCCGCAUUGGGGGAAGAAAAAAGCUAGAAAAGUUGCACCAGCUCACUGUGGAUCGGGAUUCUGACUCUGAAUCCCAAGCUCAUGGAAAUGAGAAAAAACAUCCACGCGAGGUUGGCAUGCGCCAGCUAAUGGAGAGUGCGAAUUUAGUACAAGCACUGCGAAGUCCGGAACAUGAAUCUAUGCGAUCGGAAACUGUCGAGGUAUUGCGCGAGUCCAUCAAGGAUAUCAUUCCAGCGUGUCAGGGAGCUGUUGAGAUCAUUGCGGAAUCUCUCAACACGGUUAACAAGCGUUGGUUCGGUCGCCCUUCCAGGGAACAUCUCAAUCAAUUGCACGAGCGCAGUGAGACUGCAUUGCAGAAUCUUCAGGCUCUGCGCACAACGUUUGCAACGGAAACCACUGAACGGUUAAUUCAAACACAUGCGGAGAUCUUCGACGAAAAGGGCAUUCUCAAGGCUCUUGACGAAACUUCCUUGCCCAGAGUUCGAGGUAUCACUAUGGGCAUGAUUUUCGAAGAGCAGCUGCUCGGCGUCGUUGACGGGUGGGAGCGGGUCCUCGGACAGCUUGUCGCUCUCCUGAAAGAACGCCAGAAGAUCCGUCUAUGGCUACCCAACGGCUUGCGAUAUGCAGUCAACUGGAUUCGUCGAAAAAAUGCCGUGGCGCCUGUAAUCGCGGCUGAUAGCCGAGUCGUCGAUCCCGACGUCGUAGAAACGCAGUCCAAGGCGGCACAGCACCAUCUUCGCAUCAGCAGAGGGUAUCGCGUCAAUAGAGGCAGCGCCUUUUCACGCGCCAUCAUCGGCACCUAUCAUUGGUUCAUCAACCCGGAUGGUCUUUAUGCAAUGCGCAUGGUGGUUGUCACUAUUGCACUCUCUAUUCCUGCUGCGAUUCCACACACUGCGGGUUUCUAUUACCGCGUGAAGGGACUCUGGGCCCUCAUCAUGGGGCAGACCACACUGGUCAUAUACAUGGCCGAUUUCACUUUCUCCCUUCUUUGUCGCGCCAUUGGUACCAUUCUUGGCGGUCUCCUCGGCUUAGUCGCAUGGUAUAUCGGCUCAGGUCACGGCGAAGGUAAUCCAUACGGUCUCGCUGCCAUCAUGGCCGUUGUGGUUGUGAUUCUUAUGUGGGGACGUAUUUUCGCCCCCCCCUGCGAUGCUUCAAGCCGCGAUCAUGGCUGGUGCAACCUGCAUUCUGGUAAUUGGUUACAGCUUCGAAGAUACGUGAGUAACUUGUACCUUGUUGCGAGAAGUGACAUGACUGACACAUUUCCCAGGCACAUUCCGACUUACGGCAAUCCUGGUUGGGGAUACAAUGUUUUCUGGCGACGACUUGUCCUAGUCCUUAUCGGCUCCGCAGCGGCACUGAUCGUUCAGCUCUUCCCUCGCCCACCGUCUGCCUCGCGACACGUCUGCAAGUCCCUUUCAAAUGUCAUUCGCUCACUGUCGGACCACUACGCGCUCCUCUUAUCCUGCUGGGGACAAGGACGCGAAGAAGGCCUAGCGGCAGAGAAGCUGGCUCUUAGCGUUGCCGAGAGUCUCACCGCACUGAGCGGGCCCAUCGCGUUGCUGCGCUUUGAAUUUUCCGGCUCGCCAUUCGACAGCGACCGUCUCGGCCAGGUGCAAUCACUAUGCCAAGAACUCAACCAGAACAUCGCUCGCCUACUUCACCUAUCUGCCUCGCUGCCAGAACACCUGCAAAGCCGUCUCGCUCGUCAUGCUGGUCUUCUUGACCAUCACAAUAUCGGCGACGUCAUGGCGGUUCUAGGCGUAGUGGAACAAUCACUCAAGACGGGUGACCCUCUACCCGAGGUACUACCAACGCCACUACUCAACCGUUGCCACGAUUUCUGGACGUCGCGCCAUGUGGAUAUUAUGCUAAGCAAGGAUUUGAUCCGCGAUGAGAACUAUCGUCGGUUCUGUGUCGCCGUUAGCGCAUACCUCAAGUUCCUAGCCGCAGUGGAUGACCUAGUACUGGUGAUGAAGGGUACAUUGGGCGAGUCGCACAUUGUCAGUCGCGACCUCUUGCAUGAGCAGUAUGUAUAA
Molecule: messenger RNA, 3078 nt
Organism: Penicillium coprophilum
Lineage: Eukaryota; Fungi; Ascomycota; Eurotiomycetes; Eurotiales; Aspergillaceae
Exons: 3
Coding region: 1-3078 (1025 amino acids)
Source: RefSeq, a predicted model, not a curated record